AUGGAGCCUGCACAAGAGCCACAGGAGCUGGGACCUCAGACAGAAAUGAUUGCGGACACAAUUCUUGAGGUUGGAGAGAGACUCUUCCAGGUCAGCCGUAGGGUGCUUUCAGUACACAGUCGAUACUUUGAAGCCAUGUUUUUUGGAGGAGCAAGAGAGAGCUCUGAACAGCACAUAGUGAUCAAAGGGGUUGAUGCAGUGCCAUUUCAGGCACUACUUGAGUUCACUCGCACAGCCCAAGUGCUCAUAGGUCAAGAAAAUGUGACCAGCUUACUGGAAACGGCUGAUUUUUUUCAGUUUGAUAGGGUGAAACUGUUGUGUGAGAAAUUUCUGGAGAGAGAACUGCAUGUUUCAAACUGCCUUGGCCUGAUGACCUACUCACAGCAAUUUGCCUUUACAGAGUUGUAUGUGUCUGCUAUGAAUGUGGCUCUCACUCACUGGGGGGAUGUGAUAUGCCAGGAAGAAUUUAAGGCAUUACCCAAAGAAAUGCUGGUGCAGCUCCUGAAGAGUGAUGACCUCUUCAUUUCAAGAGAGGAUGUGGUUUUUGACAGUAUUAUGAUUUGGAUAAUGGAGGACCCAGCAACAAGAGAGGACGAAUUUCUGGAUUUGAUGGGCGAAGUCAGGGUCACUUUUCUGAGUUUGUCCUUCCUUGAUAUCUUGGUGAAACGCAGCAAGCGUGCUGGAGAGACAGAUAUCUUUUCCAGACUAAUAAAGAAGUUAGACAGCUGUCCCCCACCCAGCUGGCAAAAUCCGAAACUGUGUCCUUAUGCUGGCCGGAGCUAUGACACCUUAUAUGUCCUGGGAGGAAAGCAUGACAAAGAACAGCAAGAAUUAUUUCUCUUUCAACCUAAAACAGGGAACUGGCAGGCUUGUUCUCCACUGCAGCGCAGGAACCUCACCCAGUAUGCAGUGGCAGCAGUAGGGAGCUUCCUUUUUGUGACAGGAGGAUAUUUCCGGGAUGAGUUUGUGUGGUACAGUGUGGAUUGGGUGCUCAUCUACAACUGCUUGGACAAUUGCUGGCUGGAAGGGCCAGCCAUGAAGAAGUCCCGCAAUAGCCACUGUGCAGUAGGAGUAGGGCUCUACUUGUAUGUUCUCGGAGGGAGCACAGAUGAAGGGAUAAUCCCAGCAGUGGAGCGCAUGGCUUUGAUGGAGUCAGAGUGGGAAAGCAUGAGUCCUAUGGUUCAGCCUGUGGAGAGAGGUGACGCGGCCAGUGUGGGAACCAGCAUCUAUGUGGUCUGUGGCCUGGAUGAGAAUGGACAUGUAUAUGAUGGAGUGCAAAGGCUGAACACGGAGACAGACAGCUGGGAUGUCAUCUCAUUCUCCCCUCUUCCAAGGUAUGACCUCUGCAUCACAUCCCUGAAUGGGGCUCUGUACACUGUAGGAGGGGAAGCUUUUCGAUUUGAUGUGGAGACAGAUGAAUGGACCCAGGUGAAUGAGGAAUGCUUGACCCAGAAGUUCUUCAUGGGAUGCAGCACUGUGAAUGGACAAAUUUAUCUCCUUGGACAGAGGAAGGGAAACAGCACCCUCCCCAUUGUAGUCCUCUUUGAUCCCUACACUGAUGUGUGCCAGGUCAUAGAUAACAAACUCCCUUGCCCCCUUCCUAUUCAUGGCUGUGUCUCUGUGCGAAGAUUUGAUACGUGGGCAUAAGAGUGGAAGAUCGUGUGCUUUACAGCUGAAGGGAGUUAGAUUGCAUCAACUUUGGCCUGUGACAUUUUAAAAUUUUGUUCCUUUGUAAUUUUACCUUUUUUUUCCUACUUGACAAAUGAACUUGAAGCAAAAGCCAGUGCAAUCUUUGUCUACACAAAGGUUACAGGUCAUUAUUGAAAAUUACCUGAUGAUGGUAUUGACCUGGUGAUUGGUAUUGUUAUGGUAUAUAAACUCCUUAGGGUUGAUGCUCAAUAAUGGGCUGUUCUGACCUUUAACCUUUGUGUCUCUCUGUCCUUUGAACAACUGGAAAAUCACUGCCUCAUUGUUAGAAAAUAUCAUAGGAUUUGAAUAAUCAAAUGGGUGUCAAGGGAAUCUUCAGCAGGAUUAUAAGCCCAUAGUGCUGUAGGACAGAGCAAAAAAAAGAAAAAAAAAAACAACCCAAACAGCAAUUGCUGUCAAGCCAUACUUAAUAUCAGUACCAUUUUAGCCUGAAAAAAGCAAGUUUCACAGGUUAAUUAUGGCUAAAAUUACCUUUAUUCAAGGCUGAAGAGCACCACAGAAGGAGGGAGACUGUUCUGGAUUUAUGGAUUCAGGUAUGUGAUGACAAACAUUUGCACACUGAGUCUUAAGAAUCUGGUUUCAGUUUCCUUUGUCCUCUUUGGGUUCACAGCUGCAGAGACUCAGAAUAAAAAUGCCCAUCCCAAAGCACUAAAAUGAGGGUGCAAGGAGCAGGGUCCUGCACAUAGCUGUAAUUAAAGACUAUGUAUGAGAAAGAGCAUUUCCUGGGCAGAACUAUGGCCUUAGGGCGGUAGGGAUUGAUCUCCAAGGGCACUCAGGCCUCCCAAAUGUGGAGAGAGAGUGACUGCCCCACUGCUGCAACAGAAGCGAGCUGGGAGGCUGCACUGCAAGCACUGCUGUCUUCCUGUGCUGUCAGAGUCUGUUCUUUGAUGUGACACAACAAGAGAGCUCCUGAACUGAAUGAUUAAUCUCUCCAGAGAAGGGGAGAGGCCUUAAAAACUGAGAGAUGUUGGUGAAAAGCAGCCCUGCUGAUUUAUUAAAGAAAUAUGGAUAUUGAUCUAGUACCGAUAUCCAGCUGUGACGGACAAAAACUCUCUAACAGUUUAAAGUUAGAAAGUGUAUGUUCAUUGCGAUGCCAGGCAGCGUGUGGGAUAGCUCCCAAAUACACACUGCGCCUUUCAAAUGAUUAGAGAGUCCUUUAAUCCACACAAGAAUUGAAUACCCAAAAUACAAAUACAUAUUCAUUAUUUUGGUACAUCCCAUUCCUCGCUUCGUAUGCUGAUUGUUAUAAAUAGAGGCGAAUCAUUUGUUCAGCCUUUCAAGAGUCAAUCAGAAAUUUAUUGAUUACAGCAAGCGAUGGCAAGCAAACAGCACUGGGUGCAGCCGGGGAGUCCCCGCUCCGCCUACGGCUCACCCCGUUUCCCCCUUCCUGCAGUCUUUUUAUACUCUCUUUCUUCCGUGUCUGUGGUAUCUCUGGGUGUACUCUGCGCUUGUGCCCUCUGUUGCUAGGGGGUCGUCUUCUACUCUUUGGUGGUCGUUUGAGGAAGGCUCCUCUCUUCUUCCUUGGUGAAAGUCCACGGCCCUGUAAUGGUCUUUUCCACCUAAGUUCUAAUUACACAACUAGCUUAAGUAAUCAACAUAUUAGCUAGUUUGUCUGGCAGUUUUCUGUUAUCUACACAAGGCUUCUCCUUUGGCUCUCUGUUAUCUUACACAAGGCUUCUCAUUUGAUUUUCUGUUAUCUACACAAGGCUUCUCCUUUCUGUCUUGAUGAACAAAGAGUCUUCUCUAACUUAUCACACUAAUCAUUCCAAAAGCUAUUAAGCAUGCGUAGUUUGUUCCUUGAAAUGGGUCAGUGGUCCCUUUCAUGGGGAGGGGUCCCAAAAUGAGGAAGUAAAUGAAGUCUUCCUCAUUCUGACCUUUCUACCUUUUCAAUGCAAAUAUGACAAAUGAACCUUGGUAGAACUUCCAUUCCUUGUCUUGGUUGGUUGGUUUCAGAACAGAGGAGGCCCACAAUUGUCUUAUGUUCCUAAAAGCUAUUUGUCAGUUUCUAUAUUCUUCAUUACAAACCCAACUAACUAAACAUUGUGCUGACAAGCAAUCAGUUAUUAGUUAACUACUAACUCUUAAGUUCAUCAAGGCCUACUAAUUUAUUUUAAUUAACUCUAGUAAGGCUUAUCUCUAACUAAAAUCUUAGCUCCUCUAAAAUCUCUAAAUCCCUUAAAGUUUAUGUUUCACUGCCACUGUGACAGCUCUGUCAGGACAGCAGGCCUGCAGACAUGGAGCCCUCUAGGUCUGGUUUGGCUUCCUCUCCUUGCCAGCUCCCUGCCAAGAGCUGGGGGUCCCAUGAUGUGGCUGCAGCAGCCAAGGCUGGGCCUGUUCUCUGGGCCCAGAGGCCAGUUGUGCCCUGGAGACUGUAUGGGUCUUUUGAAUUAUGACUGAAGUGAUACGUGGAAUAAAUAAAUAGACUCCACAACCUGGGGUAGUUAUGAAGUGGGUAUGUAUGUCAGCGCCCGGCACAAGUGAGAUAGCUCUCUGAAAACAGAAUGUCGGAGUGGGUGGGGGAGGCAGGUUAUCUCCAGGCAGUUUAGAGAAAACAAACAGAGCCAUUAGCUAAUUAACAUUUCAAUAUCGCUGCUCAGCUAGAGCCAGCAGCCGUUCCAGUGUUGCCAUGGGAACUAGGAAGGCCCUGCCCGCCUGGAGUAUCUGCGUCCCAGGGAACUUUGUUCAUUACAUACUGACAAGGUCAGUCCAAAGCCAGGACUAGCCCUGGUCUGUCUGAAACGGAACUGGGAGCAGCUGGAGUCUCCCCUCUUCAGAGGUUCAGACACCUCAUCUCUGAAACAGAGAUUUUUAGGGUUAAGUUAACAAAAUAAAUUAAGCAUUUAUAAUUGUGAAAAAUGCAUAUUUUAUGAUUGGCUUUACGCAAUAGUUACAAUGAAUAUUAUAUGUGUAAUGUUGGAAAGUUAUGCUGUAUUAAUUCUCUCAAGUAGUGUGUUGAAUGUAUUUUUAGGUUAUAACACAAUGUUAAAAUAGAAACUAUACUAUGUAAGAUGCUUUGUAAGUAGCUCAAGAAAGAGAUGAGAUAAUCAAUGAAUUCUUCGCACAAGGAUAACAAUUACAGAAACCCCUAAAUCUUCCAGAGGAGAGGAAUUUAUGGCUUUCCUUAUCAACAGAAACGAACUUCUUCAAGCCUGACUUAGACUCAAAGGCGCCUGGGAAUUAACAGAAACUUUUUGACAAGUACCAGACAAAGUUCUUGUUUUAAAUAAAAUAUAUGCAUAAUCAUGAAGUGUUUUGUAUAUGCAACAGGCUGUUGCUUUUAAGGUGAUUCCUUUGUUCACAAGGCAUGCUUGUCGUGGCUUAAGUGCCCGAGAGCAUCCGGACGUCCGUAAUUCUUUGCUUUUUAUUGUCUUGUAAUUGUCCUAACUCUAAAUUUUUAUUACUCUAAUUGUAUUACUAUUUUUAUAACAAUUUUAUUAUUAUUAAACUUUAAAACUUGUAAAAACCAA
This is a messenger RNA of Vidua macroura (Pin-tailed whydah), 5174 nucleotides long. Its product is annotated as kelch-like protein 24. The record is from RefSeq and is a predicted model, not a curated record. The transcript has 3 exons. Gene Ontology annotation, molecular function: protein binding. NCBI's taxonomy places the organism in Eukaryota, Metazoa, Chordata, Aves, Passeriformes, Viduidae. Bases 1 to 1647 code for a protein of 548 amino acids.